CCAAUUUUCGAAAGCCCUAACAAGAGCCGUACAUCUGAAUUGAGAAAAUAGGCGAGUGGAGGCAAGUAACAAAGUCAAGUCGUCGAUGAAGAAAAACCAUUUGUGGUGAAGCUUACGGAACUGUUUUCAGUGUAAAAGUGCAUCUUCUCGCAAUUUUUCUCUCUCAAUCUUCGACUUCAAGCAUCCACGCCGUUGGCGAAAAAUGUUGGGGAAUAAGGAUUAGGGUUACGUCUUCUUCGCGCAGUUGAAUCCAAUUGAAUAUUAUUUAUCGAAUCAUUUCUCAAAACAUAGUUGACGAUGGUUGAGCGAAAGCAGUUCAAGACCAAGUUAUGUGUUCUGUAUCAGAGAGGUCGCUGCAAUCGCCAUAAUUGCUCUUUCGCGCAUGGGAGUGCCGAGCUUCGACGAUUCCCUGGCACGUUUAGUGGUAGGCGAGACUACUUAGGUAAUGACUUGAGGGAUAAACUUGAAAGAAGGCAUUUAUCUCCUCGAAGGUACUCACCAGCUCAAGAUGCAAGAGGCCGCCAGAGCAUCCGGGAAUACAGUCCUCCAAGGUCUUUGGAGAAUAAAAGUGACAGAAGACAUAGGAGAAAACAGGGUAUUACUGGUCAAAGUGAUACUUCCGGAAAUUUGAAAGCCUCAGAUAGAGUUCAAGAUCAAGCUAAAGAAAGAAAAAUGCUUUCCUCUGGUUCUAGGAAUACUCUCGAGGAGCAGCUGAAGAAAGUAGAUUCAGGUAUCAGUGCUCUACAGAACCGAAAAUUCCAGCUAGAGGUCUACCUUGAUGAGAGUAUUCAAGAAGUGGAUAGCCUUAAUUCUAGAAUUCAGGAGCUUGAAGCUCAAUUAUGCAAAGAGGAUGAGGAGUGCAAAAGAAUUACUUCAAGAAUAAGGAAAUUUGUUAGAGUCCACAAUCAUAUGUCACAGUUACAAGAUGAAUUGAAGAGAUCUCAAGUCCGACUUCAACGGUUUGGAGAUCAGCUUGUCUCAGACAUUUCUAAGAUUGGUGCCAAUGAAGAAGAUUUAAGCAUUGAUAUUGUCAGCAAUGGUGAAAAUACUGGUCUUCUUCCAAUUGUCAAACAUAAUGUGGAGCAUAAUGAUGCAUCAUCCCACAGAAAAAGGCUGCAUAUUGAACGAGAGGCUUUGGAAGAUUUAAAACAAGGUAAUAGAUCAAAAGAUGGCCAUUCGGUUGAGACCGGUAGAACUAAGAAGCGAUCUCGGUGGAAUACAUCAGAUCAAUUGAAUGACGAGUCUCUCAGGGGCCCAGAAAAUGGAACUGAAGUUAUUAGAGCUCUAGAUCUUGAAGGCAGGCACAAGAGAGGAUUGAAGCAACCUAGGAUUGAAGUGCCAUCAACUAGCAUGGCAGCUCAUGUGGCUGAUGAGGACGUUGAUAUUGAACUUUACAACGGAAAUGAUAUCAAUGAAACUGCAAAUACAGAAAAUGAGAAUGGUGUGGCAAACAAGGUGAAGGCUGCACCACUAAUGCUUCCCCCUGCUUUGGUACCUCGUAGCAAUUAUUCGCAGUACGAGGGUAACGACGAGAAUGUUGAUGUGGAUGGUUGAUGAAUAAGCAGCAGGGUCACGUGUGGUUUAGUCUAAUCAAUAUUGGCAGUUUCUAACUUUCUUUUGGUGGCUCGAAUGUCAAUGCCUAGAACAGUAGAAUUUGAAAAUAGUGGAUAGGAUGCAAGAUUGGGAACAAGAAACGAAAGAUUUGUGGAUCUACUUGAUUAUCUAUUUUCUGUUGGACUUCUUGAUGUGGUUAUAAAUGUAAUUCUCUGUUAUCUAUGAUAUUUUUUGGUUUUCCAGAUCUAAUCAUUGAACUGAAAUUACCGUAUC
Vigna unguiculata (cowpea) is the source of this 1827-nucleotide messenger RNA. Its product is annotated as zinc finger CCCH domain-containing protein 13. The record is from RefSeq and is a predicted model, not a curated record. Lineage: Eukaryota; Viridiplantae; Streptophyta; Magnoliopsida; Fabales; Fabaceae. Gene Ontology annotation, molecular function: metal ion binding.